Molecule: messenger RNA, 855 nt
Organism: Penicillium expansum
Lineage: Eukaryota; Fungi; Ascomycota; Eurotiomycetes; Eurotiales; Aspergillaceae
Product: class I SAM-dependent methyltransferase
Exons: 3
Coding region: 1-855 (284 amino acids)
Source: RefSeq, a predicted model, not a curated record
AUGCCUCUUUUCGGGGAUACGUACGCGGAGAAUAUGCAGCGAGAUUCCACCGAAGCGCAAAGGCUCGACGAGCAAUUCGAUCUCCUCACCGAAAACAUCGGCUACCUGCUGCACCCGUCCGUUCGAGACAUAAUGCAUCCCCACGCGCGAGUUGCUGACAUCGCCACCGGCACUGCAGCCUUCCUGCGCGACCUCGCCCAGGACUGGCCCGAUGCAAUCUUACACGGCUAUGACAUAUCAACUUCGCUCUAUCCACCCGCUAGAACCCUCCCCAAAAACGUGACUACACACCUUCUUGACGCCCGCAAGGAUGUUCCAGUCAGCCUCUAUGGACAAUAUGAUAUCGUUCACGUUCGACUCAUUGCCGCUGGCUUGACUGCUUCCGAAUGGGGGAGAGUUGUUCGCAAUCUUGCUAAGCUUCUGAAGCCUGGCGGUGCUAUGCAGUGGGAAGAGUGCAACUUUACCGAUGUUCGCCAUCUCCCCGGUAGACCUGAUUCUACGACAGAUGCUGCAAGUACCAUAGGAUUGAUGUUCCUCACGGCUAUGAAGCCUAGCUUCGAAUAUGGGUGGAACCGAUUGGCAACCGACAUGCGCGCCGCUGGUUUUGUAGAUGUCCAUACUGAGGCUGUUUCGGCGGGUCGGGUGUAUGAUACGCGCCCACGCUUGACUGUUAAUGGAAUGAGGGCGAUGUUCGCGUGGGCGCGCCUUCAUUCUGCUAGAGGGUCGCAGGGGGCGUUGACCAUUCGGCAGAUUGAAGAUCUAGAGCAGAAAGCUUAUGCGGACGUUCAAUCUGGUUGUUAUGUUACAUUUGACAUCCACGUUGCCUGGGGAUUUCGGCCCAAGGAGGAAGAGUGA